This is a messenger RNA of Haemonchus placei, 459 nucleotides long. NCBI's taxonomy places the organism in Eukaryota, Metazoa, Nematoda, Chromadorea, Rhabditida, Trichostrongylidae. The record is from the annotation of a GenBank genome assembly.
UAUCUCGAUGUCAAAUAUGAGUACUUGUCUUACUGCUUGAAACUAAAAGAAAUGGACGAUGAGGAACUUGAAUACCAUUCUCUCAACGAAGGCCUUUAUCGAGUGGAGACAGGCAAUUACGAGUACCGCUUGAUGCUUCGUUGUCGCCAGGAAACAAGGCAAAAAUUCAUACAGAUGCGAAACGAUGUUAUGAUAAAAAUCGAGUUGUUGGAUCAAAAACAUGUGAGAGAUAUCGCUCAACAUCUGGCAAAUUUGGCAACUGUCAUGAAGGACUGCUUGGCAGAAUGUUCAUCUGCGCUUCAGAAUACACAAAACACCCCCAUAGAGAUUGACAUUAUUCAAGUGAGUUCAUCAGAAAAGGGCAUAUGCUCCCUGAUUUUUAAUCGAAUUCCUUUCAAUUUUCGGGCGUUCAGGAUGGUAAAGAAGCGAGUCACUACCGUACCAGCUCUCCUACAAUAG